Molecule: messenger RNA, 3245 nt
Organism: Cornus florida
Lineage: Eukaryota; Viridiplantae; Streptophyta; Magnoliopsida; Cornales; Cornaceae
Exons: 5
Coding region: 1149-2489 (446 amino acids)
Source: RefSeq, a predicted model, not a curated record
AAACUGUUAACCUAGUUAUGUAAUCUCUUUCUUACAUAGUGGAUUUGAUCUGACUGGACUAUGUCAUGUGGCUUUCCCCUUGAGCUAUGUCCGUCACUCCGUUGUGCUUUUACUUUUUCUGCAUUUAUUUUACUUAUUGAUGUUUAUGAGUUUGGAUGUAUGAUGAAUUGAGUGGAUUACUUGCUAUUGUAUUAAUUUAAUUAUUGAAUAGUUGUUAAUUCAGUUAAAAUCAAUUGAAAUUAGUUAAUCAACUUUCAAAACCUAUUUAGUCCCCUUCUAGGUAUAGUUAACGGGCGUAGUAUAACGUUAUAUAAGAUUCUAGGGUUCCGGUUCUAAUACCUCAUACGACAUUAUUAUUUCUAAACUCCUAAUUAAACUAAUGACUGAGAUAUGUUAGUUAAUAUAUAUUUUUUCUUCUGGUUACUUCCUCAAUUAAGGUGCAUAAGAAUGCAUAUAUUCUAUUGUUACUGUUUUUCAAUGUUGCAGUUUGAUAAGUUCACAUUCUUUGUUUUUUAUUGACUCCCUCUCCAGCAUGAGUCGUUUGGGUCACUCAACAUUAAGAUUACAAAGCUUUUAAGAUUGUAUUUAUUAACUAUCAAUUGGUGCGAGACCCUGAUCUCUAAACUUACCAUUAGAGGGCGCAGUUGGAUAUUACAGGCUUGCAGAUUCAAUGUUUUUCGUAAAACACAUGUUAUUUUUAUGGAUCUCAUAUUUACCAUUAGUUAUAUGCUUACAUAUUCAGUGUUGACUUGUGGCUUGAUUUAGGGCCAACCAUUGGAUCAUUCCCUUGGUUGGGAUACUUGGCUGAUUUUCACGCGAACUUCACUGAAUUUCCUUUAAAUCAUUAUAAAAUGUUAGAAGCUAGCUAAAAAUAAUCUAGCACUUUCUGACUUUCUGAACUCUUCUGCCAAUGAAUGUUCUUCUGGAACUCAAUUAUGGUUACAAAAACGGUAUACAAUUUUUGUAGGAUGUUCACAAAUAUGCAUCUCUGGUGAGAGUCUUAAUUCAUAUUCCUUGCUUCAUAUUACCCACCUUUGUUUUUCAAAGAUUCUCAGUCAAAUACCAUUUGAUUCCUGUUUUCCAUUUUUUUUUCCCUAAAUAUAUAUCUCAAUAUUUCAAAUUGACAUUUUUUCCGGUGGAGCGGUGAAAUGUGUAAAGAUCAGAAAGAACACCAACUGCGAAAGCACUCUGCUGGGCUGACACUGACACUGAGACGAAAGCUAGGGAUACUAUCAGAUUAUGACAAGAGGGCCCAUUAUGACAGGUAUUUGUUAUCUCAGAGAAUGCUAGUUCAAAAACAUUGUAGGCAAGGUUCUAUACUGUGGAGAUAUGAAUCCCAUGGAAUUACAAUGAAGCAGAUGGAAGUUGUUGAAUGGUUGAAAUGGUAUAGAUAUGCUAUAAAUGAUAUUUUGUUGGAGAAAAGGGUAGUAGUUGGAUCAAGCUAUUUUGAUGUACUGGAAAGAGACUUCUACUCAGCCGUACAUGCAGCGUUUUAUGGCCCUGAAAUUGAAUCAAUGGAUCUCCUUCCAGAAUGUUUUGAAGCUGAGGAGAGGUCUGUGUAUGGUACCCCUGAGGUGUUGCACUUGGUUUCAGGGCGGGACCUUUUUGGGAUGGUAUGCUUAUCUGACAGGUUUCCUGAAUUAUCAGAGUGUUACAAUGAGAAACUGGAAUCUUUUGCAUCCAAAGAUUCAGGGUUGUGCAAAUCCAUUAAGAAUGUGAGCAUUCAAAUGAAUUCUGGGGUAGCUGAUGGUGGAACUCGUCAGAUGCAAGCCGAAUAUAAUGACUACCAAACACCUGAUGCAUAUAAAGAUCUAGAAUUGCAUGUAUCAGGGAGGAUGGUGGCUAUGGCCGUUAGAGUCCGUCCUAAAAGCUAUUGUAAUGGGAUACAGAAUGAAGAUUCUCAAGAUCGCAUACAUAUCUAUCUUAGUUCACAUCAAGAUCCAAUGUAUGCAAGCAAAAGUUUUCCUAGAGACUCUUUUAUGGGUGUUGCAGAUGGAUCUAGGAUUCCACUGGGAACAAUAACUGGUCUCGGGACUAAUGAAGAAGAAGGGUCCUGCUUUGUCUACAAUUACAGUGGUAUAAAAACCCAUGUGAUUAUGAAGCAUAGAACGUUGCUGGUAAAACACAUGCACUGGUAUCAAGUGGGAGAAAAAGUUUCUGUUUGUGAGUGUAGAUGCAGUAGAGCUCGGUUACCACCAAGCAAAUUUUGGUUGUUUGAACCUCGCUGUGGCAUGCAUGAUAUUGGCGGUUGGUAUGUUGAGACAUAUGGCAGAGAUAAGAAAAGCCGGACUGUUCCAUCCCAAAGGUAUUGGGAUGGUUUGGACGCAAAUGAACAGUUUGAAAAGAGACUUCAUCCGGCUGUAUAUUUGCUUGCUAUUGCAUAUAGAACUCUAGAUCUUGAAGAUGCAAAAAGGAGGAGACAAACAGUACGAGGUAUUGUUGAAGGAAAUUUGUUAAAAAUGAUCAAUUGGUGCAAGAAACUUCUAUAGGAAGGAUGUCGUUUGGCAUUCCAGGUUUGGUAAUUGCUUCCUUUCUGAGGCCCAAAUAUUAGCCACUGUUGAUAGUAUUUUUUGAUGGACAUCAGAAAGCUAAUUGCAUUAGCUACGGCAUCUCCAUUUAUCGUUCUAAUGCCACAGAUGUUGACGAAAAUGAACCUUGGAAUAUAUUGAGGAAACAGCCAUCUAACUUGCCGUUUCUAGAAUUUGUGAAGACAUUUACUGGAUGUAUUUGAGAAUAUCAGCUUAGUGUGCUGGUUGAGAUGUGUUGAGGAACAUAUUCAGUUCUCUCUUCUGCAUGAGAUGUUCUUGAAGUCGAUUUAUGGCAUUGUUCUUUGGAAGAGUUAAAAGGAGACAUUAUUCACUGAAUCUCAACUUCAUUAAGCAAGAGAUGGAAAGAGUUUUGUGGCAGUUCAUCAGGUAGACAGCUACUUUUGUUUCCAGAUGGUGGCUUAUGCAGAGAGUGGUGAUAUUUAAGUAGUAAGUCAUUAGAUCUGUAGCCAGUUAACGCCUCCCCGUCCCUUAAUCUACAGGGACCAGAAACUUUUUUUUUAGGUUAGUUUUUGCUAGUUUCACAUUGUUACUGUGUAUAUUUUUCAUAAUAAGCUGCAACUCCUUUUUGAAAACUAGGCUGUUUUUGUUUUUACUAUUACAUUAUUUACUGUACAUUAAUAGAGGUCGUUUAUGUUAAGAAGUGAAAUAAUUAAUAUUGUUCCACAAUUCCUAAAUUUAAUAUGGUUGUAUUUGUUA